Molecule: messenger RNA, 672 nt
Organism: Micropterus dolomieu (smallmouth bass)
Lineage: Eukaryota; Metazoa; Chordata; Actinopteri; Centrarchiformes; Centrarchidae
Gene: ankrd13d
Product: ankyrin repeat domain 13 family, member D
Exons: 3
Coding region: 88-411 (107 amino acids)
Source: RefSeq, a predicted model, not a curated record
CAUCAAGUCUUAUAUUUUUUUCUUACUUUUCUCAGGGCAAUCCAGGAGUCCCUGUCCAUCUCACUGGUCAGCAGAGAGGGAGAAGACAUGGCCGACCCCAGCCAGCCCUCCUCCGUCUCCCCACUGGACCCCACCGCCAACUCCCCACUCUCCUACAGCGCAGUGACCGAUCCGCGGCUGUCGGGACAGUUUGGUGUGGCGUCGAGCUUCGACGAGCAGCUGCGUAUGGCCAUGGAGCUGUCGUGCCGGGAGCAGGAGGAGAUGGACAGGCAGCAGAAGGAGGAAGAGGAGGAGCUAGAGAGGAUCCUGCAGCUGUCACUCACCGAGAAGCUGCUACAACAGAGUGUAAAGGACCAGAAUAUAAGAAGUGUGAGUGAAACGCAGGCGGGAGGUGGAAACAGGUACUCUUAAACACACUACAGUGAAGGAGGAGACAAAAGGGAGAGUUUUCUCUUUUCUUUUUUUAUUGAACAUUUUUCACAGUCUUGCUGUCUUUAUCAAGUGAUGAAUGAUCCUUAAACUUUAAUCCUACAGUAUAACAUGCUCCAUGAUAAUGAUGAAAAUUAAGAAAGUACAGUCUUAAUGGAAUAACUUAAUAUAAAAAUAUGAUUAUAACAUUUGAAACAUUAUGUUGGCUUACUGCUAUGUGUGAAAAAUAAAGAGUAAUGAUCA